Elgaria multicarinata webbii is the source of this 1712-nucleotide messenger RNA. RefSeq names its product ubiquitin conjugating enzyme E2 L3 (gene UBE2L3). The record is from RefSeq and is a predicted model, not a curated record. The transcript has 5 exons. Lineage: Eukaryota; Metazoa; Chordata; Lepidosauria; Squamata; Anguidae. The coding region runs from base 1 to 744 and encodes 247 amino acids.
AUGGGACGCUACCCAAAAUGUGUGGUCCUGCUCCUUCUGCUGAAGGUGUGUGUGUGUGUGUACUUCUGCAACCCCGAAGUCCUGCCCAGAGGGACUCUGCUGCCCCCUCACAAAGGGAAGGAGGGGCACCCGGCGGCGGCGGCAGCAGCACCCCGGCCUGCCCGCCUCCGUCCCUCCCGCCCCGCCGUGUGUCGGCUCCAGGAAGCGCAGGGGCUAUGUAGCCGCCUCGUCCGCAGCCGCCGCCGCCAUGCAUUGUGGGGCAGCGGCAGCAGAUCCAAGAUGGCGGCCAGCAGGAGGCUGAUGAAGGAGCUUGAAGAAAUCCGCAAAUGUGGAAUGAAGAACUUCCGUAAUAUCCAAGUCGAUGAAGCUAACUUAUUGACUUGGCAAGGGCUUAUUGUUCCUGACAAUCCUCCGUACGACAAGGGUGCAUUCAGAAUCGAAAUCAACUUUCCAGCAGAGUACCCAUUCAAACCUCCUAAGAUUACAUUUAAAACAAAGAUCUAUCACCCUAACAUCGAUGAAAAAGGGCAGGUUUGUCUGCCAGUAAUUAGUGCUGAAAACUGGAAGCCAGCCACCAAAACUGAUCAAGUAAUCCAGUCCCUCAUAGCACUGGUGAACGAUCCUCAGCCUGAACACCCGCUUCGGGCUGACCUAGCCGAAGAAUACUCUAAGGACCGUAAAAAAUUCUGUAAGAACGCUGAAGAGUUUACAAAGAAAUAUGGUGAAAAGCGACCAGUGGACUAAAAAAAUAAAUAAUAAUAAUAAAAAAAAUCUGACAGAAUUGAUGUCAGCAAUGUGUGAUAGAAGACCUGGAGCAGUGCAUUUCAGACACACCACAAAGCAGGACUCUAUGGGAAAUUGGCAAGUGCCACCUCUUGGUGUUAACUUGUGGCUGUUACUAACUUUCUACAGUUUCUUAAUCAAAAGUGGUCUAGGUAACCUGUAAAGAAAGGAUUAAAAAUUUAAGCUGUUCUAGUUCUGCUUUCUUUGUUUAAAAUCACUGCUUCAAUAUACUUUAAAGGAUGCUGUUUCUUUUCUUCUUCUUUUUUUCCUUGUCAGAAUUUAUCAAAAAUAUCUUAGGCUUAUAAUCUGCCCUUAAAAGUUCGAAAGGUUGUGGCUGUCAUUUCUUAUUUUCCCCUGCCGUCCUUCCCCCCCUCCCAAUUUUUCUCUUUUCUCCUGCACCUUCUCCCCCUCCCCCCAAACCCAAAACCACCCACCCACACUGAUGUCUUAGCAAAAUUAUAUUGUUGUCCUGGCAAAAGAAGAAAAAAGAAAGAGUUGAAUGUUCGGCCGUUUGCCUCCAAUUCCCCUCUCUUAAAUGUUGCACUGCUCUUUGUGGAACUUGGUCCCAAGUUUCUCUUCAGUUUGUAACAUAAUAAAUCCACCACAUGUACUCCAUAAAAAUAAUCAGAACCGAGCCCAGAUUUUAUGUGUAUCUGGCUGAUGUUACUACAAUAAUGUUUAUUAAAUGGGGAACUCCAAGCUUUGUGUACAUGAGUGAAUUACAAUAUGGCUUAAUGUCCUCUUCUGGGAAAUUUUUUGACACAGGAUGUUCUGUAGCAAAGGAAUAGUGGGAUGUGAUUUUUUUUAAAAAAAAUUCGCUUUUAUUCUUAGUAUCUAUGCAGACUACCUAGAAUAAAUAAUUACUCGAAAUAGCAUUGCAAACCAGUUCAGGAGAAUUUCAAAUUCGGGACCAAGAGGUACCAAAGUGG